This is a messenger RNA of Triticum aestivum (bread wheat), 2373 nucleotides long. Its product is annotated as calponin homology domain-containing protein DDB_G0272472. The coding region runs from base 83 to 727 and encodes 214 amino acids. Lineage: Eukaryota; Viridiplantae; Streptophyta; Magnoliopsida; Poales; Poaceae. The record is from RefSeq and is a predicted model, not a curated record. The transcript has a single exon.
CCUACACCCCCAAACCGCUUGCCCCUUUCCCUGGAGCGAAUCUCACCUCCCGAACCAACUCGGGCUCGCCGGCGGCUGAGAGAUGGAGCUGUCGUCUGCUUUCGAGGAGCGUGUCCGGCAGAUGGAGGACGCGCGCAACCACUGCAUGUCCCGCCUCCAAGCCGAGAAGGAGAUCCUGGCCGCCAAGUCCCGCCUCCUCGCCGCCAAGGUCGCCGCCGCCCGCCGCCUGGAGCGCCGCCGCCUCCUCCUCGAGCGCCGCUCCGCGGAUCUCGCCUCCCGCGCCCUCGCCGCCCGCGCCGGCAUCGAGGCCACCCACGCGCGCCGCCUCGCCGUCGCCCGCGACAUCAGCUCGACCAACGGCGAGAUCGAGGAGGCGCAGCGGAAGGCAGAGGAAUGGGACCGCUUCUACGAGUCCAAGAGGAAGGAGAUGGAGGAGUUCCGGGCAAUGUCGCAGCAGUUCGAGGCGGGGACUCGUCAGGAAGUGCAGAGGCUCAAGGCCUCUGUGUCUCAACUGCAGGCAGCCCUGCAGGAGCUGCAGAGCAGCGGGUUGCACUCGGACGACGCCGGGAUCGGGGCUGCGGAAGCCAGGAAGGCCGACCUCAUGGCUAAGAAGGCGAAGCUGGACGAGACCCUGGCUGCAGCCCGCCAGUUCAGAGCACUGCUUCGGCAGCAGCUCCAGAAAGCCUUCGCGUCACAGGUUAGGGAUCAAAAGGCAGCACAAAACUGACUAGUGUAUGUGGUACAAGCAAAACGACCUUCAUUAGCUAGCUCAAUCUCUACGGAUUAAGGAUGCAAGUGUCGCGGGCUAGCGGACAAUAACAUGGAACAAAUGUAGUGUUAAUUCUAGGCAAAUGUUGGGCAAAUUUUGAACUAAUGGAUGAGUUUCGUGGGAGGACGCGGUCUGCCACUUGCACCCUUACUACAGAUGAAACGAACUUUAAAUGUCUGCAGGCAGAUACAUGCUUUUUAUUUCAGUCUUGUUUAGAACACCGAAAUUCUCCGGAUUCCAAUCUUUGCCACUCGCUGUGCCAGCGGCGUGUGGGUCUGAGACCAAAUAUUUUAGAUACAUGUUGUAAUUCAAAUGCUAGAUGAUCAACUGCUAACCCAUCCUUGAGGCCACAGCAGCUUAGUGCUUCCUCGGCUUCUCUCUCUAGACUGGAUGGUGUAAUAGCAAGAUGUUUUCCUUGUUGCAUUGGUUCUUCUUGUUCUUACUUCCCUUGUCCUGGCAUAUGUAGGACAGGUUGUUUUCCCCAUUGCAAACCAAAAGUCGUCUGAAUUCUGAACAUAUCUUAUUUUCAUCAAUUCCAAGUAAGUUGGAUGUGCCUGAACAUACGUAGCUAGUGCUGCCAUUUUCUUCUUAAUGAACCCCAUUGGAGGUUCUCCCCUAUGCUUUUGUGAAUAUUCUAUUUGUGAUUACAUACAUUGGGUUUUCUCUUUUUAAUUGGCUUGCAUAAUGAAUUACACCAGGGUUAUUUACUCUUGACUUAUUAUGAUGUAUUCUCUAUGCAGGGAAUGCUUUCUGGCUUAUUUUCUUUCUUGCUAAUUUAGUUGCACUUAUUGCCAGUAGAACAAUGACAAUUGCUAUAUUUCAAUACCUAAAUCAGUCCAUUGGUUGCAUUCCUCGCCUCAAAAUUGUUAAUACGUCUUGAAAUUUUAUGGCCAAUAUAUGCAUUCCAGUCAUAAACUGGUUUCUGUUGGUUUCGUGUUUGUACUUUAUUGUGCUCUUUAGAAGCAAUGUCAGCAAUGCAUACGGCAAAUAAUAUUUUACUGCAUAUGCUAAUAUUUCACUUUAUCGUGCUCUUCAGAAGCAAAUCUUGAACAGCUUGGGGUGAUGAUAAUGGCGAUGAUGUAUGUUAAUUACAAUCCUAACACUUUAUAAGGGAGAGAAGUUUUUUUAACUUCAACUUUUCCAAUACAACCAUUGGAUCCAUCAUGAGUCGAUGGUACAUUUAGCUAAGAGUCCAUAACUUUGAUUUAGGCUGUUGCUAAUAUGGAUAUGUUUAUUUCUUGGUGGAAAGAAGGUAAUUGAACAGCGCAUCUACAAUAGGUGGUAUCUCCAAGUGAAACAACUAUGCGAGGGAGUGGUCAAUCGAUGACGGUCGCUGGACAUGGCGGCCUGCUUGAUUGAGUUAUUAGAUCAUAUUGUUGCAUUUCGGCAUGACAUUAUGUGAAAUAGAGAGCAUGUCAUUUGCUCACUGUAUUGUUUUUCUGAAAUUGGAGAAAGAAAGGUCCCCAGGGUGGCCUAACCAAACAUGACGGCCGGUCCGUUAAAGCAUGAUUUGCUAAUUUGUGGGCCUCUACAUUCGAAGUUCUAAACUCAUGUGAUAUAAUACAAGAACUAAAAACUCUAGACGAAUGCUCAAUUUCGAGCAC